Trypanosoma grayi is the source of this 2511-nucleotide messenger RNA. RefSeq names its product repressor activator protein 1. The transcript has a single exon. NCBI's taxonomy places the organism in Eukaryota, Euglenozoa, Kinetoplastea, Trypanosomatida, Trypanosomatidae. The coding region runs from base 1 to 2511 and encodes 836 amino acids. The record is from RefSeq and is a predicted model, not a curated record.
AUGAACGACAACACACCUGGAGGCAGUCCCAUGUGGUGUGGGGUGCGUUUCUUCGUUGACGCCGAUGUCUUGUUGACAUUCGAUGCGGUAAAGUUAACAGAUAUGGAUGGGCGACCGGGACAGCCGCAGCGACGCAUCGCGUUGGUGGAGGGCAAGGCCCUGCCAGUGACGUCGUAUUCAGGUGCCUCUCUGUUCCUCAAGGCGCUCAAAGCGACUGGAAACCCGGUCGUAGUGGUAUCGCCGUGGAAACCAGAGAAGACGACGUCGCUCUUGCGUCUGUUUGGGUGGGACACGCUUUACGAGGUCCGCGCCGUCCACCCGGAGCCGGGACACGAGCAGCUGCUGCUGUCGUGUGUUGGGUGUGGCUUGGAGGAGUACAGCAGUGCCGUAGUUGUCUCGGCGUCACGUGCGGCAUGGCAUGCCUCGUUGUGGUCGCAGGUUGUGGAGGUGCAGCAUGAGGCGGAGCGGCCCUCCUCUUCGCUUGCUCUUCUGCGCGCGCUCUCCUGCUGCCUGCGCAUCGCUGAGUGCCGUGUGCGUCUCCCACAUACUGCGGUCUCAUCGUGCGUGGCGCUCUGCCGCGCACGUCUGUUCGCGCGGUAUCGCUUCUGCCUGGCCCCAGAGGUUGUUGAGCAAUCUUCGGUGGCGAUGCUGAUAAACGGGCACGGGGGCUAUCUUGUGACGAAUUGCGAGGAUGCGACGCACUAUGUUGUUGGUGAUCGGGGCGAUGCGUUGAGCUGCACCCUUCAAAAGCCGAGGUUGUCACCUGCGGAUGGUGACGAUGCCUCCUCGUCCGCUUCUAACACCCCCUCUGCUUCCACCGCUGAGAACGGAACCGACAGCACUGCCUCUGAGGAGGGGAGCGCGGCCAGCGAAGAAAGUGACGAGGAGAAGUGGCAAGGUGAGAAUGAGGAGGACGACGGUGGUGUGGUGUCACCCUCGGUGGCAGCAAAUGAAGUCGCAUCAUUUCCUGCAGAGACCUCAGGUAAUGGUGGGAAUCCACUCCCCCUCUUAUCUGCUGCAAACGGUCGCCACGAGGCGGAAGCGAGGGGUGAACAUGCAAGAGGCUCGGCGACGGCAACGACUGUUACCACCAAAUGGCUGCAAGACUGUGUUGAUGGACUCCUCGUGUACCCUCCACAGGUGGCACACUCUACUGAUGACACUUCACAGUGGAAUACCUCGGCGCUGUUGCUGGCGGUGCUACUGCCUCCUCCAGACGCAGAACCCCUGACUCUCUCUCGUUUCAAUUCUAUUGCAGAGGCUUAUAAGUUCUGUCCGUUCGAAUCUUCUCAGGCGACUGGCCAUGUAGACAUUGCCGCUGUACUGCAGAAGCAAUGGGGAGCAGCGUUGCAUGUUGAGGUAAAGGAUGAAGAACUGCUUCUGUCGCGACCUUCCAUUGAUCCCAAUGAGGGCGGGUUGGAAUUGGAGAGACAUUUGGCAUUCAUUGCAGAGCAAUUUUCUGUGGCAUGGGCAGCCGCACUGCGGGACAGACGGCUUCAUAACACACUGGAGUCCGGCACACAAACUGCCGUCCCCAUCACCGCUACCUCGUGGACAAACACAGAGGCCACAUCUUUAGUGGGGGAGGGGGCCACCACAGAUCCGCCGUCGCAGGGCCGGACUAUCUUGAUGCGCGCACUUGGCCCAACGGAGUGGGCAAAGGAGGUGGACGCGUCCAGCAUGACGCAUCAUACGCUUCGGACAACCGAGCACUCAGUGUCGCUGGAGCCCUUGAGUGAGCUGGCAUUGGUGAGUGAGCCGCCGUCGAACUGCGACUCCCCACCGGUGGUAAAUGAGGUGGACACUGGGAGGGAUGAGAAGAGGAGUGUUCUUGGGCAGCGCACCCACGACGAUGUGGCUCAGCUUCCGGCGGCCGACGCCGGAACGAGGGCGGAAGACGAUGAGGGUGAAUUUGUCAUGUGCUUCAUCCCGACCGAGAGCCUUGGGGCGGAUCAGGAGGCGCUGGACAAGGACGCUCUUCUGCGCCACCCGCCAUUCCGCAACUACCCAAUGAAGCUGACCAUUGACAAGCGCGGUAUUCAUUGUCUCUUCGUCACCGCCUUCGACGCGAAGAGAUUUCGUCAGGAGGGAUACGCGGAGGUGCACAGCCGGUUCUUACCCAUCAUGCCGGAGUACGACGACGAAGCCACGUCAGCUCCGGGCUCCCGGAAGCGUCGCCGCAGUCGAUCUCCAGUUACAAAGAGGCCAAGCAGCAGUUCAACGAGAAGUGCUCGCAAAGAAACAUCUUCGGGUAGUUAUGGGUCGCAUAAUCACAGGAAUGCCACCGACACGAGCAGGGCGUUGGCUGGGGCGAGCAAUGCGGAGCUGUCGAAGAGCGAUCUGGAGUUACUAGGCGAAAUCGGUGCUACGUACGAUUUUGCUCUGCAGCAGGUGGAUGUGGUGGAGCGGUAUGCACUUAACGAACUCGCAGAUCCGGUAUUUCGGAAGCAGCAACAUCAGCUACUCCGCGUGGUAGCUAAACUGAAAAGCGUAAGAGCGAGAACUGUUUGA